UUUACCUUGGUUAAACACAAAACAUUGUAUGUUAAAUCAAGUUAGUUGUAUGCUGUAGCAUUUGUUUAAAAAUAUGGUUUUGCCUGGAGAAUCAACAUACCAAUAUAAUAAACAAAAGUUUCAACAAAAUAAACAAAAUAAAAGCCAUAGAAGACAAUCAUUUGUAUGUAUGGAAAGAUCACCAAUUCCCUUAAACAACGUAGGGAACCAAAAAAAUAGCGGUUCUUUUAAAAGAAUACCAGGCAGGAAAGCAAAAGAGAUGUCACCGGUCAGACCACCUUCACCACCUAUUGGAAGUGAGGAGUACAUAAAACGGAAAGUCGCCGAAACUAGUCCCAUAAUUAUGCAACGUAUAUUAAAUCCCAACGCUUCUGUAACUGAGAAAGAAACUCCCAAGACUGAUGAAAAGAAUCCAAUUGAAGAAACAGUAACAACUCAACCAGCAACAGAGAUCCAACAAAAAUCAAAUCCAAGUGACCGUCCCAACAGACCCAAGAAAGUUUACAAUUUUCAGGAACUGGAGAGCAAAAUUUUAAAACACAUCACGAAUCUCGACAAUGGAAGAAUGAAAAAUCUUAUUAAUGCCACCACAAGCAGCUUCGACUCCCACUUUCAAGAAAUGCAUAAACGCCAGAGGUUGGAACUGUCUUCUCUGUUACGACAAAUGGUUUCUUCAAAGCUGCAUGCAAAUUCAGGGGCAAAUAAUAUAUGGAAUACAAUUAUUCCUGAUCUAGGCAUUGAUGUUGAGGAAUUACCUACAGAAUUCAUUGAAAAGCUUUCUGAGACACUGGACCUUGACCUAUCCAAUAAUGAGAAGGAGAACAUUGAUGAUUCUAGUCAAGAGACUGCGUUCCCGACAACAUUCCCUUCCCAUCAAAUAGUACCCAAAAUAGAACCCUUAGAAUUGCUGUCAGAUGAUGUUGAUGAAACAAGUAAUUUAUUAUGUACUGAGGAUGUGAAAUUUGAUUCACAAUAUGAAGUAGGCGACACCAGAACUGGUUCCGAUAUUAGCGAUUUUAAUAUGCAUAGCUCAGUGGAUAAUACUACGCAGACAUUGUUGGCGGGACCUCAUAUACAACCUUAUCAUAAUGAUCAUUUAUUAAAUAAUUUAAGGGUACAGAUAAAAACUGAACAUGCAAGUUUUAUUUCAGAAAUUGUGGGUACAAUUACCGUUAGAAAUAAUACUCAGACUCAGAUGAUAGAAUCUCAGGUACAAACUGACUUGAAUGGCGAAUAUGAAUCUUGUAUUAACAGUCCUUCAAACAGAUCACAAAGUCAUACUGAAAAAGCUAAUGUUGCAACUCAAGUUGAUCCACCAGUUGUUAUAGAUCGAUCACAGCAGACCGAGAAAUUGGAAUUAUUCAGUGAAAUAAAAAAUUCACUGUUAAAAAAAUACAAUGGGGUGGUACCCGUAAAUCAUUACCAUUGUGUAGAUAUUAUGUAUGAGGUUGAUGAUUUAGUAAAAAAAUUAACGGAAUUUAGACAAACAUUGUUUGAUACGCGAAAAUCUAAUUCAAAACCUAAAAAUGUGUCAAAGAGAAGGGAAACGUGUUAUCACAAUUCGCCUAAGAAGAAGCGAUUCGAUGAAAGACAUGCUAAACCUCCAAAGAAUGAAAAUAGGGUAGAACUUCCUAACCAAGCAAAAAAACCAGAAUUGGCGAAGACUCAGGACAAUUCAGUAGAAUUAAGUGUAGUCAAUGAAAGACAUGCUGAACCUUCAAAGGAUGAAAAUAGGGUAGAGCUUCCUAACCAAGCAAAAGAAACAGAAAUGGUGAAAACUCAGGACAAUUCAGUAGAAUUAAGUGUAGGAAGUGAAAUUUUGAAGUUUCCACUCAUGGACGAAGAGGUGUUACAAAUUCAAGUUGAAGGUGAAGAUGUUAUAAUUUCAACUAAAGGUGGAAAGAUAUUGUAUUUCAGUAUGAGACUCAAAUGCUUCUUUUACACUUUAAACGUUACCGAUGUGGCGAUAACAUCUUUGCGUUUUACAACGGUCUCAAAUUCCGUUCAAAUGUUCGUUGGCACUCUUGAUCCAGUUUUAAGGGUGUACGACAAUGAAUCAAAACAAUUGCUAAGAAGUACUGUUAUCAAAGAAGGGGCUCAGUGUAUGGAUAUACAAUGGAACUACGUAUUCAUAGGAGGAUCAAAGGGUAGUCUAAUGCGGUAUUCCAUAAAGAACUCGAAACUUGAAAGCAAUGAUAAAUUUUCCAAUGAAGAAAUACUGGCGUUAAAGGCUACACAAGAAGGAGCUAGGAGAAUUUUACUUAUAGGUUGUAGGAAUUGUGAAGUAUAUGUGAGAGAUGCCAUGAGUGGACUUUUUAUGAGAGCACUGUUGAAGUGUGCCAGACCACAAUUCACAGUGCAUUCUUUGUUGUAUGGAGGAAACACUGUGUUCUGUGGAACAAGGAACAAUAUACUUGCAAUAUCGUUUUACGAUGGAUCUUUCACACAUAUCCUUAAAUCUCCAUGUAAAAUAAUUAGCUCCUUAAAAAUGUAUAAAAACUUACUACUUGCGAGCUGUUACAAUGGAAUUAUUUAUAUCUUUGAUAUGAAAAAUCAUAAUACCAUUGCGGGAACUAUUACUGCAUCUAGCGAAGCAAUUUUAACAAUGGAAGUGGUCAAAUCACAGAUUAUUGUUAGUACAAAGGAAACGAAGAUAGACGUUAUUGCAAUACCUGAUUACAUCUUAAAAAAAAUAGUUUAGUUAAAUAUAGUAUUUAUUUUUAAUAGUAUAGGAGGUCGCAGGAAUAUCCAUUUUCGACUUAUGCUAUUGCUAGUCUUAACACUUGUUCAAAUUUAUUCAUAUUUUACAUAUAUUUUUUUAAUGGGUUUUUUGAACUUUUGCACCUACAGUUCCAUAAUAUUUAUUUGAUAAAUAGAAUAUGAAUACGAUUUCGACAAGAAUAAUAGAGUAUUAAUAAUCACACGUACAAAAACGGGCAUUUUCGUAAUAUUACAAAAGAGUAGUUUUUUAUUUUUAUUUGUAGACUGUUUUUAUAUAAUAAAAAGAUGAAAAGUAAAGUUUUUUUUAUAAUUGACACAUUAAAAUUAUGCACUGAAGAAUUGCAUCAUAUUUUCUUAUUUUUAUAACAUAUUUAACAGUAAAUA
This is a messenger RNA of Aethina tumida (small hive beetle), 3105 nucleotides long. RefSeq lists its product as uncharacterized. Gene Ontology annotation, cellular component: cytosol; membrane. Gene Ontology annotation, molecular function: RNA binding; SH3 domain binding. The record is from RefSeq and is a predicted model, not a curated record. Lineage: Eukaryota; Metazoa; Arthropoda; Insecta; Coleoptera; Nitidulidae. The transcript is spliced from 7 exons. The coding region runs from base 74 to 2701 and encodes 875 amino acids.